AUGGGAAUGUAUUUGAAGCGAGUAGACGUAGCUGACACUCUAGGCUUAACUUCAGUUCUAUUAACGGACAAAAGUGGAGUUUUAACCUCGAAUCAGAUGAAAGUAAUGGAUUUGUGGUUUGAAGAAGAGCUAUUGGACACUAAAGAUCUGAAGACAUCUUCUGAUACCAAGAUAUUGCUCAAGAAUUAUUGUUUGAAGAGGAUUCUGGAGGUGAUCAGUGUGUGUGACAGAGCUCAGGUCAGGUCGCCUAAGAAGACGAGGAAGGUGAAGAAGGAGGACGAAGGAAACUUGACUCCAAAGUGGUCGACUGUGAGCAAACCGGUGAGUUUUGGGUCAAAAAAGUGAAUGGAAAAUCAAUGUUGGGUCAAAAAGUAUAUAGAAAAUGUAUUUUCAGAUCCGCUUUUAUCGUAUUUUACGUAUUUUUUUAUUCAAAACAUAAAUUAUGUUACCUAUUCAUAUAUCACCCAAUAUUAUCCUACCUUUCAGGUCUGUGUCUCUCUCCACCACACUUCCCUCCGCCAGAAGGGUGUCGCUGGCAAAGCGACAGAUGUUGCUCUAGUCAAGUUUGUAGAACAAAUAAUUCCGACCAACGAUCUUCGAGAAAGCUUUGAUAUUGUACAUGAACUUCCAUUCUCAGCCCAACGACGUUUCCAGCUGGUGAUAGCGAGAGAGAAGAAGAUAUACGACAGCGACGAUGAGAGUGACACGAGCAGUGACAGUGGGAAUCAGAUGGCCAGAUUCGUGUUGAUGGUGAAGGGAGCUCCAGAAGAGCUGAUAAGGAAUUGUAGUACUGUCAGGACGAAAGGUGGUACUCAGAAGCUGGAUUCUGAAAAGAUCAGCGAGUUUGAGGUAAAGUCACUGUCAUUUGAGUAAAGUUAUUGCUAUAGUUAAGUGCCUGAAGGUAUAAAUUUUAAUUUUAAACUUCAAAUUUUGAAAUUACCUUGAGCUACUUUCAGAAAACGUACAGCCGGCUGGCUACAGCAGGAAAAAGCUGUAUCGCUUUUGCCGAGAUGGAGUUCAGCGACCUCUGGGACGCCAACUUCAUCGACCGGCACGAUGGAACUCCACUGUACCCGGAGACUGGCUGGUCGUUUCUCGGAAUGGCUGCUAUCUUUGACAAACCCCUCCCAGAGGUGAGAACGGCCGUUCAUCGUGCCAAAGAAGCCGGAAUCAAGUUGUUCAUGGUGACUGGAGAUCACCCCACAACGGCCGAAGCCGUAGCACGUCAAGUCGGGUUCUACGAUGAGGUUGAAGUGGCCAAAGGGUCUGUAGCCAACAGUAGCAGCAGUAGUAGCAGUGAUUGCUCGUCGAGUAUCUCCGGGAAGGCGGUGGAGAUCAUGCACGGUGAUGCGUUGAAUGACCUGAACGAUGUGGAAUGGAAGCGGCUACUGAGUGAGAAGCAUGUCAUCUUUGCUAGGACUACUCCGACUCAGAAGCUACUCAUUAUUGAGGUAAAGGGCAUCAUUUAAAGGGGGGGGGAGGCUGGUAUAUUUUUAUUUUAAAGGGUAUCCACUGUAAUUUCGUAUGAUAAAAGUACUGUAACAUAGCUUUUUGAAAAUAUUUUCAAAAUUUUAUAAUAAUCUUACCGUAACUUUGUUGUAGCAAUGCCACCGUCUGGGAGAAGUGGUCACUAUGACAGGAGAUGGUUUGAUGGACGCUAGAGGUCUGAAGAAGUCUGAUACUGGAAUCGCGAUUGAUGGUGCUGGCUCAGUAUUUGCGAAGGAGGCGGCUGAUGUCGUUACCACAACUGCUGAGCUCUCUACCAUCAUGAAUGCUAUCUCGGAAGGUCGAUUGUUGUUUGACAAUCUGAGGAAGACCAUCGCUUAUACUUUGUCACAUCUUCAGCCAGAACUACUGCCAGUACUAUUCUCGUUUGUACUCGGAUUGCCUUUGGGAUUGACUAGUGUUCAGGUAGGUAUAUGACGGUAUACUAUAUGUUAAAGAACAUACUAUAACAUAUACUGUGGUAGAGGGGCGUAUGGGAGAUGUUCAUAGCUCUAUACUAUAACAUCUGGGUACAAGAUAUACUUGUGUCUUGUAUAUAUGGUACAAGUAAACCUUAACUUCUCUAAAUUAUUGUGCUAUAGCGUACUAUCUUCCAGGUACUGACAGUAGACUUACUGACCGAGCUCCCCCCUUCCAUCGCUUUGAUCUUCGAGCCGGCUGAAAGGGAUAACAUGAAGCGAUUACCUCGAAAAAAGUCCUCACAUCUUGUCACAGGACCAAUGUUAUGGUACUCGUACGUCAUUGCUGGUAAUCUGAUAGGUCUUGGCUGUACUUUGGCCUACUUCACGGUGUUCUGGCAUCACGGAUUCUCGAUCAGCGACGCCUUGUUCACGGUGGAUCAGCAGUGGCUUCCAGAAUCCCAAAAUAUCACAGCUUCAUUCUCUGGCAAAGUAUUCGAUGGGCCUUUGCAGGUCAUGGUAAGCGUAAUAUAGAAGUGGAAAGAACAGUAUUACUAAUAUAUCGUUCACAAUAUAUAUUAUCUAUGGUUAAGUUGGUAUAUGUUUCUCUAGUUACUUAAGUUCAAUGUCAAUCCUACUGUAACAUCUCACUAAACGAAAAAAAACAUACUUUUAUGUACUUCUAGGUACACCAAGAAGCCUGUGCCGCCUGGCAGAUCACAUUAGUCAUGUCGCAGAUACUACACUUGUGGCAAUGUUCAACACGUCGUAUCUCCAUCUUCCGUCACGGUAUCCGCAACUGGAUUCUAGUGUUGGCAGUUACUUUCGAAAUGUCAUUUCUGAUAGGACUGAUAUGUAUUCCAUGGCUUCAACGUCUGGUAGAAGUUCGUCCGCCUCCACUCAUCAUAUGGGUAUACCCAUUAGGUGUUGGUAUAUGCUUGUUGUUGUUCAACGAGGUCAAAAAGUAUUUGAUACGACAAAACAAACACAAAAAGUUGGUGAAGUUGGUCAAAUGGUAG
Messenger RNA from Bursaphelenchus okinawaensis, 2923 nucleotides. The record is from the annotation of a GenBank genome assembly. NCBI's taxonomy places the organism in Eukaryota, Metazoa, Nematoda, Chromadorea, Rhabditida, Aphelenchoididae.